Drosophila obscura is the source of this 2404-nucleotide messenger RNA. RefSeq names its product mucin-5AC. The record is from RefSeq and is a predicted model, not a curated record. Lineage: Eukaryota; Metazoa; Arthropoda; Insecta; Diptera; Drosophilidae. Gene Ontology annotation, biological process: apoptotic process; proteolysis. The coding region runs from base 435 to 1988 and encodes 517 amino acids. Gene Ontology annotation, cellular component: cytoplasm. The transcript has 3 exons.
CAUUACCCAUUAAUUAAGUGCAUACCUGUUUAGAAUUCCACAUCGCAUAGUUAGUUAGUAGUCAAAGCUUAGAACCUGUUGGAAGAGAACCAACUUCCGUGAGUGUAGCUGCUCGGCUAUCAGAUUGUAAGAGAGGAGACAGAGAAACCCCCACUGAUAACACACACAGUCGUGAUAAUUGGAGCACUGGCGCAGUCGCAGGUUGGUGGAUACCAACAGACCACCUUCACAGUCGAUCCCCGCUGCCCGUACUCCUCAUUCUCCGCACAGGGAGCGACAGUGGGGGAAUUAGUAAUCGCGCCUUAUCUCCUGAGCAAAAAGAAUAUGGGAAAAAUAUUGUGUAGCUGUCAGUGCUAAGAGAAACAUUGGACCCAGCGGACCGGAUAGCGCUGCUUUCGAUCGCGGGUGACACAUAGGGACGUACAUUGAGAAAAAUGGGUUGGUGGAGCAAGAAGAGGGAAGACCAGGAAACGGACCGCUCCAGCGGAUCCACUGCCAGUCGGGCUUUGGUGCUGCAGGAUCCGCGCACGCGUGUGAAGACCACCAGCGCCGCCACAGCGACGACCAACACGGCGGUGCAGAACUCGACGAUAACGGACAGCAACAAGCAGACUAUCACCUUCAUGUCCACCCGUCGGACGGUGACGCAUACGCAGAGAGCGCGUAUAACGGAAACCACAACGCGUCGCACACCGAGCCAGGCCGAGCUGGAGCUGCUCUUCGCGCAGAUGAGAAUGGGAGGCGAUGGCGCCACGACGACCACCACCACGACAACUACAACGCGCGGCCGACCGCCCAGUCUGAACGGCGUGGCCCUGCGCUCCACACCAUCCUUCAAGGCCACGACAAACAACAAACGCUCCAGCACUGUGCUCAAGACGGAGCAGACUACGGUGACGAAGAAGAACGGACGCAACGUCACCCAGCACCUGGAGACGCAGCGUGUGGAUCUCAAGGCCAAGGGAAAGCCCUCUUGGCCGCCAUCAUUUUUUAAUUCGAAAAACUCCGGGGCCACAUCCGAGCCCUAUGUCUCGCCCUACGCCCAGAAGCCAAGUCUAGCCAUUACUUAUGUGUCGCCUUAUGCCAAGUCAACCACAACCCCAAGCUCCAGUGCCAGCACAGUGGCUAGUGCGCCAAGUGUUUUCAUGGCUUCCAAGCCGACUACCAGGCCGCUUCUCUCCACACCUGGGCCCAGACCCUUUACUAGCAUUACCGCCUCUACUGGAGCCACACCCAAGAAAACCGUAACCACUCACGAUGCCCAGGGGGUAGUAAAGCCCACUUUGUUUGCCGGCGUAAGCACAACCAAGCCAAUUGGGACCAAGACCAAGCUGAAGGCCGCCCGAGUCUACAUAUUCAAUAACGAAAAGUUCGACAGCAAGAACGAGUUCCGUUCUGGCAGUGCCCAGGACGUCAAGGUUCUGCGCACCACCUUCGAGCAGCUCAAGUGCAAGGUGGAGGUCAUCAAAGACGCCACACUGGCCACCGUCAAGAGUACGGUGAGGAUGUUGGAGACAAAAGACUUCGAGGAUAAGAGUGCCCUAGUCCUGGUGUUCCUAAGCCAUGGAACGCGCCACGACAGGCUUGCUGCUAGGGAUCUUGAUUACUCGCUGGACGACGAUGUCCUCUUCCCCAUAUUGCGCAACCGGACGCUGAAGGACAAACCCAAAAUGUUGUUUGUCCAGGCUUGCAAGGGCGCUAAUGAACUCGGAGGCUUCAUGACAGAUAGCGCCCAGCCAAACGGAUCUCCCAACGAGAUUCUAAAAUGCUACAGCACCUACGAGGGCUAUGUCUCCUAUCGCACUGAGGAUGGCACUCCCUUCAUCCAGACCCUCUGCGAGGCUCUGAACAGAUCGGGCAAGACAACCGAUAUUGACGGUAUAAUGAUGAGUGUCCGAAGCGUGGUCAAAAUGCAAACAAAAGACGGCCAGAUCCCAUCCGUCACCAGUACCUUGACCUCGAAAUAUGUUUUCGGAGAUUACGUCUAAACUGCUAUAGUAUUAUUAUUAGAUCGAUCUAGCCCUAUAUCCCAAUGUAUUUAUGUAUUUUAUAAACUGUAUUGCCCUUACUGUGGGCAGUAACAUUUAAACCCGUAAGUUUCCAACGCAGCGAAGGUGUCGGCACAGCCAUUACCGUCUGUCGGUUUUAAGGACUCCCAGAAAAACUUUGUUUUUAAAAAAAUAAUAAAAAAAAACUUUAAAAAAUCUAUAACUCUGAUGUGAGGGUAUCAAAAUCCUCGAUCUCCAAGUCGAGACCGGCCUUAGGGCGGUGCGCUGCGAACAAGGCGGACCCAAUGUUUGGGCUCCUCUCAGAAUUUUGUUAACUUUGCCAGUAACCGUUUCCAAGCUUAUCUACUAUGUCGCAAGAAAGAUAAAACUCUAUGAAUAAUAUUUCAAAAACUUAA